AUGAGUCAAAGAACAUAUUUUAAUUGGUUGUUGUGUAAAUAUUUCUGUGUGAAUAUAAUUGUAAUUAUAUUUAUAAUAUUAAUAAUUUGUAGUACUGAUGAAUAUGAAAAAUCAGAAGUUCUUUUAAGAGAUACUUAUGCAAGAAAUUUAAGCGAAUGUAAAUUUUCAUCAUCUGAAGAAAGCUUAUAUGUUAAAAGAUCGCCAUUUGGAUGUUUUUAUUUAUUUUAUCUUAUGAUUUCAAGAAGGUUACCUAAAAUAAAGAGGAUUAAUAGUAAAUGUAAGGAUAAUAAUAAGGAUAUAGUUUCUUUGGAUGAGCUCAGACAUGUAUCGGAUAUAUCAGAUAAAAAGGAAAUAGAGAAAAUAUUUGAGAAAUCUUACGAAAUGAAUGAGUGUAAUAUAUUUACCAUGAAUGAAGAAUUUUUUGGAGAUUUAUGUGAUGAUGAGAUGUGUAAAAAAUAUUGCCUUUAUCCAUAUGAUAAUAUAAAUAGUGAUAAAUAUAUGAAUCAAGAAGAUCGAGAAAUAAGGAAAGAACUCGAUGCGCUUAUAAAAUACGGAUAUUCUGAUAAAAUGCUAAUGUAUAAAAUCUGGUGUAGAGUUAUGAAAAAUGAGGAAGAAAAAUAUUAUUUAGUAAAAGAAGAACUACAUAAUUUUUAUGAAAAUUUACCAAAAAGUAAAUUUGUACCAUUGGAUAUUUCGAAUAGAUUAUGGUGUAGUUGUAAUGAUAUAAUUUUUAUGAACGGAAUAAAUAAUGAGCCAUAUAUUGAUGGAAUAUUUGAAAUAUGGUUCAACAAUACUGAAACGAACAUUCGAGAAUAUAAAAUUUUUUUAGAUGCAACUAAAUUAUCAUGGAGAAAAUUAAAGGAAGAUAUAUUAAAUUCAUGUAAAGAAAUUAUGAUGGAUGGUGUAGAUAAUUUUAUGAAUACAUAUGUGAAGUUGAAUGAAAAUUUAAAAAGUGAGGAAUAUAUUGAUGGUGAGAAUAAUGAUAUAAAGGUAGAAAAUAUUGAACAAGAAGAAGAAAAAAAAAAAGAAGAUGAGAAAGGAGUAAAAAUGGAAAAUGAAAUGAAAUCAGAUUAUGAAAAAGUACAAGAGGAUAAUAAUAAAAUAAAAAAUAAGUGUAGGGGGAAAACAGGAAAGAAAUAUAAGGGAAAGGUAAAAAAUGUGGAUAAGGAUGAUCAAAAAUUAUUAAGUCAAAAAAAAAAAGAAGGAUUAACAAUAAAUGAAAGGGAAAAUAAAAAAAAAAAAAAAAUGACUUGA
Molecule: messenger RNA, 1254 nt
Organism: Plasmodium reichenowi
Lineage: Eukaryota; Apicomplexa; Aconoidasida; Haemosporida; Plasmodiidae
Product: putative exported protein
Exons: 2
Coding region: 1-1254 (417 amino acids)
Source: RefSeq, a predicted model, not a curated record